Molecule: messenger RNA, 756 nt
Organism: Balearica regulorum gibbericeps (East African grey crowned-crane)
Lineage: Eukaryota; Metazoa; Chordata; Aves; Gruiformes; Gruidae
Source: RefSeq, a predicted model, not a curated record
CACUCUGCCUCAGGAGGGUAAUCAUGUUUCUCAGAAGUACUCUGCUGGGAAUUACUCUUUUCAGCAUCCUCUGGACAGAAACUACUCUGGCUGGCUCUAGUUUUUUAAGCCCUGAAUAUAAAAAAACACAGCAACAAAGGUAUCCAAAAAACCCCACAGCACAAUUACAUCGUCGAGACACAGAAGGUUUUUGGGAAACAGAUGAAGCAGGGGCAGAAGAUGACAGAAGCAGUAUUGAAAUUAAGUUCAAUGUUCCUUUUGAAAUUGGUGUCAAGAUAACAGAAGAAGAAUAUCAAGAAUAUGGACAAGUGCUGGAGAAGAUGCUAGGGGACAUGCUUGAGGGGACUGCUAAAGAAACUCAGAUGAGAAACUGAGGCAAGAUGAAGGACAAAUACAGCACUAGAUGGCCUGUUUUGUUUUAAAUUUUACUUUAAAAUGAAAUUAUUACUAAUUUCACAACUCUAAAGAAGAAGGAAGUAUGUGAACCUGAACAGUUUGCCCUGACAGACUUUGGAAUGGAUUAUCUUUUAAGGAAGAAUACAAGACCUAGAGUCAAAAAAAAGAAAGGGCAAGGUUAAUCACAGGCUGACACAUAGGCUUAUUUUCUUAUUUUAUCUCUUUUCCUUAGUAAAUAUAGCGAUUAUUCUAAAUGACAUGUUUGAAGGCUAUAUGAAUCCUCCCUAAAACUGGUGGAAACGUCUUCUUAUGCUUCUGUACACAUAUAUAAUAGAGAAUAAAGCUUAUGCUGAAACUGCA